Molecule: messenger RNA, 1156 nt
Organism: Uranotaenia lowii
Lineage: Eukaryota; Metazoa; Arthropoda; Insecta; Diptera; Culicidae
Exons: 4
Coding region: 437-1114 (225 amino acids)
Source: RefSeq, a predicted model, not a curated record
GACGUGUCGUCGGGAGCUCCGCAAACGUUCGGUGAGUGAAAAAACUUUUCACCAAGUGAUUCGACAAAAAGUGUUAUUUUCGACACCCAAACCCAGUGGCUGCCCCAAAAGCUGGUGAAUAAAAAGUCGGCCCAAAAGCGGGUGAAUAAUAAGUACGCUAAAGGGAGCAGCGGCACAAUAAAAAAAACUCAUCGCACUCCAUUCUGCACGUUACCGGCGAGUGAAGCGGGAUUAUUUUGUGGGACAGCAGCAAAAGCGGUCCGCAAUCAGACUGUCGAUAGUCGGAAGGUGCGGCAGACAAGCCGGAGCGAGUACCGAAGAGCUCGAGAUCAAAACAGCCGGAAGUGCCGAGGAUAUAGGCACGAAGCUGCUGAGGGAUCGGGACAAAGGAGCCCGAGGGCGCUGGGAUCGUGGUUGCGCAGCGGUGCCCAAACCGAUGACUGCUGUGCUAAGAACUGGCACUUCCGAACAUCGCGGGACGGGCGGACGAGCGGAACGAAAAUUGUUGCAGUGGAGCGAACUUCGCUCGGAAGAGCGACUCAGAUUUGUGGUGCGCAUGUCGCAGAGUGCAUCUCCAGUUUCCGGAAGCAAGUUCUUCCCUAUCAUCCCGCCAUCGAAGCGUGGGAGUCAACCAGCUCUGCUCAGAGCCACCCACGCGCGUGCGCCAUUGUGUGGUCCAGUGAUGACCGCUUGUGACCAGGAGGAUGAGCGCUUUUCGACGUCAUCCCGGAAAGGCCAUGGAGGCCAAAUCUUCUGUUUGGCGGAAAAGUUUUUGCAACAACCAGUCAGACCUAUUUAUUUCAGCGGAAUCUUCCUGCCGGGCAACCCCAGACAGCACGGUGAGAUCCGGCUUAGGAAAGUUUCGACAGCUAUGAAAGGGCAAACGAUAGUGGACUCCAAGGGCAAUCUUUCAUCCAACCAAUUUGAAGAGAUAACUGUACUGACUGUUCCAGUCCUCCGGCUAAGCGGUUGCAAUCGGUUCCGAUCCGGUCUAAGGAGACACGACGGCUGGCGCCGAAACCCUUUGGUCGAAACAACUGUCCACAUACAAAUAUCGUUCAAUGAACCGGUUCAAAAAUUCAAACAAGGGAAGAUCGAUUAUGUGAAGUGGUGAAAGGUAGAACAUCUACUUACAGAGAAAAAAAAACUUACAGAG